Molecule: messenger RNA, 342 nt
Organism: Rotaria sordida
Lineage: Eukaryota; Metazoa; Rotifera; Eurotatoria; Philodinida; Philodinidae
Source: the annotation of a GenBank genome assembly
AUGACAAAUUAUACUGAUCUUUCUUCAAUUACUCUUGCUCAAAACGAUAUAAUUCAAUAUAUAUUUAACAAAGAAAAACCUGAUAAUAUUGAUCAACAUCUCACUCAAAUCAUUAUUGAUUUAAUAAAACAACGUGGCUUUACUGACUAUGAUUCACAAUGUGUUACUCUUCUUCAGACAUGUUUAAUUGAUUUUUAUAAUGAUUUACUAAUACGUUUUAAACAACAUUUUGAAUCAAUUGGUUCUUCAAUUACUAUUCAGGAUGCUUUUCAAAGAACAUUAAAUGAUAUUAUGUCAAUUAACUUACGAGAACUACAUAGUUAUAUGAAAAGAAAACAUUAA